Molecule: messenger RNA, 4715 nt
Organism: Acaromyces ingoldii
Lineage: Eukaryota; Fungi; Basidiomycota; Exobasidiomycetes; Exobasidiales; Cryptobasidiaceae
Exons: 4
Coding region: 498-4532 (1344 amino acids)
Biological process (GO): regulation of transcription by RNA polymerase II; DNA-templated transcription
Cellular component (GO): chromatin
Molecular function (GO): RNA polymerase II cis-regulatory region sequence-specific DNA binding; zinc ion binding; DNA-binding transcription factor activity, RNA polymerase II-specific
Source: RefSeq, a predicted model, not a curated record
CUCCAUUUCCUCCAUUUUUGUCGCGCCCGCUUGCGCUCGUUCGACUAUUUUUUUUCUUUCCUCCUCUCCUUCCCUCCACAGCAGCGCACGCAGGUCGAGGAGCACGCGCGCCUUUCCUAACGCCGCACCGUAAAAGGGAAAGGCGAAAGCGAAAGCCGGUCAGCGUCAGCCCAAGCGUGAGAGGGCAGAACCGCGCAGGCUGCCGAUAGGGACCAAACAGAGGAAGAAAAGCUGGUUGACGACGUGGCCUCGCGCGUCGAUAUAAUUCAUCACCGCCGCCUCCGACAAAUCGAGCCGGAGCGUGAAACGACGAGCCCAUCCAUCGCCAACCGGACCCAUCAGCAGAGCUACCUCCAUCUCUGAUUCACCCCCGCUCGCCCGAACGACGUACUUCCUUCGCGACUCCAGCUCCACACAAACGGGACGACCCAAAUAAAAAAAAAUUGAGACGAGCGCGCGCCUGGACUUACUUGGACUGGGUAAGUACUGUGGGCGAUAUGGCCGACAUGAUGCCUUCUCCUCCGCCAUCGGCCAUGGGCCUGCAGUCCGAACACGAUCAAAGUGGCGGACCUGCGCGAAAGCAGCAAAAGAAGAACAGCGGCGAGGGUGCGCCGGCUCAAGCCUCGUCAUCCAGCAAUCCGUCUGGCCCUCCCUACAUCUGUCCCACCUGUCAGACGAGCUACUCACGGCUCGAGUAUCUGAGAAGGCACGAAAGAAGGCAUGCCGACAUUCGGCCCUUUGUGUGCGAUUGCGGAAAGGGCUUUUCAAGAAGUGACGUCCUGUCCCGCCACAAGAAGCAGUGCGCCGUCUUCAUCAGCGGUGGUUCGGCAGAGGAUGGCUCUGCGCAGCAAACAACCAAGAGAGCGUCGGCUACCAAAUCGAGGAGGAAUACCAGCACAGGCAAAGGAAGGAAAAGUGGGGCGAGCAACAAUGGCAACGACAAUGGCAACCACGAUGGGCAGGAAGAGGAGAGCCCACCCUCUGCCAACUUCACGUCGCAGUCUCCGAACGUCGGAUCCAGCACUGCCGGUUUCCCCUUCUCGACGUCGGCCCUGGCUCCACCGUCUGCACCCCCUCCGCUGUUGCCACCGGCCCCGUAUGGCGUUGAGGGCAGCAACGGAGCCGAAUACUCUCGCAGCAACCCCCCAUAUGGCCUUCCCGGCGGAUCGAUGAACCACCUGACUUCGCUUGGCAGCACCUUCAACCAGCAGCACAACUACCCUUCUAGCCCCGAAUCCAACGGCACAAUCUCGCAGCAUGGCAGCCCCCGCUUCGCCGCUCGAGACAUGUCUCGACACGGCAGCAACUCGAGCAGAUUUUCGCUGCGUAAGAGCGGAGGCAGCUUUGACCACAUCGCACCUCGCUCCAAUGCCACCAAUUCGACGGCGGCUACCUCUAAUCACUACUCGCAAGAGUUCUGGGACGCCCUGGAUCCGGCCGCCAAGGGUGCUUCGCUUCAAGGCAACGAGUUCUCGUCCUCGAGCAACCCGCCUCCUCCGUUCACGACCCAUGCCCCAUUCUCUCUCUCUGCUGAGGCCAACGCUGGCAUCGCCGCCGCGAGCGGUGUCCCUGCCUCGACGACAGCCACGGGUCUGGGUGCGACGACACCGCGCGGAGAACCACAGCGGUUCGCCGUCUCGACGGGGCCUCUCUCGCCCUUUUCAAGCAUCGCAUUGACCUCGUCGAUGUCGCCUUAUCUCAGUGCAUUCUCCAAUGCCAGGGAUACGCCCUUUGUGGCUAGUCCGAGCAGAGGUGCGCUACCGGGCACGCCUGGCUCAUCGAGCAUGAACGUCUUUGACUGGACCAUGCGGCCGCCCAGCAAGCCGGCCAGCAGCAACCCAACGAGCGGCAAGCGGGACAGCUUGAGCCAGCAGGGUGCCGCACCAGCCCUCCCCCAGGGUGUUGGACCAGGCCCGAAGCGCAAGCGUGAGGAUGAAGAUCAGCAGCAAUAUCAAGGCAAACGCCCGUCUUUGACCAGCAAGCAGGACGAAGAGGGCGCCGCCGCCGCUGCCGUCAUGGCCGCCGAUCCUGACCAAAGGACCGCGGCCGAGCUCCUCGACUCGCUCAGAACGGGUGGCACGCCUCGCCAACAUGGCAAGGAGGAGGAAACAACUACCAAUCACAACGACGGUCAGCGCAUGCAGCAGCACCAGCAACAGCAGUCGCACGAGUCCCGAACAAUGGAGGGUGGGAGAGAAGACGGUCGAGGGACCGCCAAGGCCGAAGGUGAAAAUGGCCAGUCAUCGGGAAAUCAGUCUUUUUUUGAGGGGAGGAACGUCACUGCGGGGCCAGAGGCGUUCCUGCUACGUCUGCAAGGCGGCUUGGAAGAGUCGCGCGCAGGCUUGCUGGGCCCCGAUGGCAAUGUCAUCAACACCGAGGCGCCCUUUGGGGGCGCCAGCGGCAUAUCUCUCGGUGCCAUGGCCAGCCAUGCGCCAUCGACGACUAAUGCAGCAGCCAUGUCGGCUCGCGCUUGGGACGUGGGAGCAAUCAUGGCCAACAAUGGCGCCACUGGUCUCACACCGCUCUUUAGCGGGGCGACAGGCACAGGCGCAGCCGGCUCCAACAACAUGAGCUGGCUCCUGAGUCCUGGCGUCCAACAGAUUAUCAACAACUUUACGGGACGAUCGGAAGCACCAGGGGAUGGAGGAAGCUACUUCUCGGGCGCACCCAACGGAAGUGCUCACGAGAGCGCUCUGCCGCACGCCGCGGCGAUGGAUGCAGGCCAGAAUGGAGCCCCAUCUCCCCCGUCACAACAAAUCAACAGCUUGGCUCUCGAGCGAGCAUUGGGAGAUGUCAAGAAUCCUUUCUACCUCCCUCCUCACCUCUUUCGAUCGUGCUACUCGAUCACGCAUUGGGCCCUGCCGUCACUGACUCGGUUGAGCAUGCUGGCGCUGCACUCGCAGCAAAACCUUCUCAAGCACUUUCCCAUUCUCCACGAGCCGACUUUUCGACUAGACACGACGCCGGGUUGCCUGGCAUUUGCAAUGUGCAUGCUGGGAAACCAUCAGGUGGGCCGAAUGUGGUGGGCCGGCGAGGAAGUUGUCCCGAAGAAGGGUCCGUCAGCAUGGACGAUUGCGACCCCAAAGGACGAGCCAAUGUACCGGGACAAUGUCGACGAGCUGUCGAAAAACGGACUGUUUGAAAAGCGCGAAGAUGAGGUGCGAUACGAUGAAGAGGAUGGCCAGGAGCUCGUCCGUCCCAUCGUCAUGACGGAAAAGGUCGAUAUGCUCAUUCGCAGCUUCGCCAGCCGAGCAAGAUCGACCAAGGACAAGGUCUUCGUCGUCGAAGCCCUGAUGCUCUUUCAGUCCAACAAUUUUCUCAGCUCCGACCCCGCAACCAGGUCCGUCGCCGCCCUCUCGCACAGCUCCGUUGUAAAUUUGGCCAGGAAGGCGGGCCUUUUUGAUGUCGAUGCACCUCACGCGCAAAGGUUCGUCACCUACACGCCCGAUGAUGUUGUGCGCUCGACUAUCUUUGAGGCAAAUGACCUGUGUUUCAGCUUUUCGUUUUUGCCAAAUUACUUGCCCAGCUGCCCCGACGAGGAAAAGCUCUGGCGUCGAUGGUCUGACUACGCCGGCCGCCGACGCACAGCCUUUAUGAUCCUCAUCAUGGACACCGUCGCCAGCUUGGACGCCGGUCUGCCUGUCCAAAUCGGCUUUGACGAGGUUGUGCAUCUGCCCCUACCCAGCCCAGACACCGUCUGGCGAGCACCCAACUCCGAGACGUGGAGGAAAAACUUGGAACGCUACCGGGGUCCUACCUUUGACGAAGCCAUGAGCGAUCUGCUCGCUCCUCGUCAAUCGGACGACGAGGCGUUGGCGCAGAGCACGGACAAGGACGCUUCGACGAGGGCGCCCACCGUUUUUGGCGGUCACGGUCCCUUUGCCAGGCUCGUCAUGAUUAUCGCGCUGCUCCGUGGCAUUAUUCACCUUCUUGAGGGCAGGAGCAAACGGGUCCCCAAGGAAUCGCCUGUUGAGACAUGGCUUGCCAAGGCCGAACUCGCCCCGAGUGCAAUGAGCAACAGGCCGCCAUUAUCCAAGCUUGACCGAGAUGCGCACAUCUUUCGCCGAGCUCUGGCCCGGUGGCGCAAAGCUUGGGACCACGACAACCUUUGCCUUGGUGCUUCGGGCCACACAGGGCAACUCAAGGCGGCAAAGCUGAGCGUCUCCGAACCUGGCACCCACCAUCUCUUUGCCAGCCGCACGGCUUCGGGUGCAACGCCUUUGUCAGACGACGCUCUGCCAUUCUUUUGGCUUGCUCAGGUCUUACUGGUCCACGGCAGUAGCAACCAUGCGCUAUCCCACGACUCCGACCUGACGCCGCCCAACAGCACCAUCGAGAGCCCAGUGACUUCCUUGACACCUGAGCAGAAGAGGGCAGGGAAGCUUCCCGACUUUAAGAGGAUGCUGCGCGUCGCGAAGAAUUUCGUCGAUCGAGACGAGGAUGUGUAUUUGGACGGCCGCAUCAAUGGCGGUAGCAUCAGCGACGAGAUGAGGGAGUUUGCGAUGGCAAAGGCAGCGAUGGCUCGGACGUAGGUUCAAAAAAAAAUCUCGAUACAAUAUGUGCAAAGUUUUCCCCCUUCACCUCCCAUCUCCCCACCCCGUCAUCCACUGCCCUUUUCUCUCUUGUACGGCUUUUGACAUCCCAUUCUUCUGUGUAACCUUUGUCUCUUUCUUACUCCAAAAAGAACGAUAAUGAGAUUUGGGUGUUUUCCGGCU